This is a messenger RNA of Entelurus aequoreus (snake pipefish), 936 nucleotides long. RefSeq lists its product as uncharacterized. The record is from RefSeq and is a predicted model, not a curated record. The transcript has 4 exons. The coding region runs from base 267 to 896 and encodes 209 amino acids. NCBI's taxonomy places the organism in Eukaryota, Metazoa, Chordata, Actinopteri, Syngnathiformes, Syngnathidae.
GCUCCCUUUUUCCUCGGGUCUGAGAUCUCUUUCAUGAACUCCUGAGGCGGUUCGUAUUUCUCCUUCACCAAUUGUCCACAGAAGGUGCUGAAGGAUUAUUUUUAACUACCUUUCCUACAUCUUUCAUUAUCUGACAGGGUUUCUGCUGACUGGGACUCCUCAGUGUCCCGAGACUCUCGCUGAACAGGAAGUUGUUAUGUAAUCGUCUUGAAUGGCAGUCUGUUGCUAAGGAACUGUUCUGACCUUCCUAUGUGUCACGACCUUGGAUGGCAGCUUUAGCGACGGGACCUCAAGAUGCAGCAGACGACAGCAAUACGCCUGUCACGGCGUGGGCUCGAACCCGCUUUUUUCCGGCAGCAGGGUCUGCCAGCACCUCCGUUGGCAGCGCGCCGAGACACACCCCUGCUCGUGCUGGCUGCGUCACGCCCACAUGCCGGCAAGGCUGUGGGCGAUCAGCAAUCUGCACACCUGGGACUGAUGAGGGCGAGCGGUAUAAAGACCAGUGGACCCAAGGAUCCUGGCCGGAACUUAGUCUUCAGUACCCCAUGCUUUCCCGACUUCUUCCUGUUGUUCCCCUCUGGAUUCUGGACUGCCUCCCUUCAUCCUCGACCUCCACUUUGACUUCUGACGCCUCGCCGUUCUCCCUGACUAUCUCCGCCAGCCCAUGGACUACCUUCCUGCCUUGUCCCUUCUCCUCGUUCAACAUUUGGACUUUAAAGGUGAUAAACGCUUGGAAGAUGCGGUUAAUGGGAGUCACUGUUGUAGCCUUCAAAGUCUAUACAACAACUUCAAAACCCUCCAUCAACUGCAAGUAUAUAUAUAAUGUAGUAACAGACACCUUCAUAACAAUAUGUAAUAUGUACAAUAUACACACUGCAAGUAUAUAUAUAAUGUAGUAACAGACACCUUCAUAACAAUAUGUAAUAUGUACAAUAU